This is a messenger RNA of Branchiostoma floridae (Florida lancelet), 4732 nucleotides long. RefSeq names its product glucosidase 2 subunit beta-like. Gene Ontology annotation, molecular function: calcium ion binding. The record is from RefSeq and is a predicted model, not a curated record. Bases 11 to 1696 code for a protein of 561 amino acids. Gene Ontology annotation, cellular component: glucosidase II complex. The transcript is spliced from 17 exons. Lineage: Eukaryota; Metazoa; Chordata; Leptocardii; Amphioxiformes; Branchiostomatidae. Gene Ontology annotation, biological process: N-glycan processing.
AUCACAAAUCAUGCGCCUGCGCACGGGACCAAAAUUUCCCAAGAUGGCGGAAACGAUGCCGUGUGUACGAGGGAUUUUGUGCAAUUUUCGCUCAUUUCUAUACGGAGAAAUGUUCUUAGCACUUCUAGUUUUACACAUAGUUAGUCCAUUUUAUAACACAGCUGCGGUAGAAAUUUUGCGGCCGAGGGGAGUAUCGUUGCUGCAUAAACCCUUCUAUGAUGAGUCGAAGCCCUUCACUUGUUUAGACGGCUCAGCGACCAUCCCCUUUGAUCAGGUUAAUGAUGAUUACUGUGACUGUAAGGAUGGGACCGACGAACCAGGUACUGCUGCCUGUCCCAACAUGAUGUACUACUGCAGUAACAAGGGCUUCACUCCAAAAACCAUCCCUUCCUCCAGGGUCAAUGAUGGCAUUUGUGACUGCUGUGACGGUACAGAUGAGUACAGUGGACUGGUGCUGUGUGAAGACAAGUGCAGGGAGAUGGGUGCUGUUGAACUUGAACAGAGGAAAAAACAGGCCGAGAUCAUCAACCAGGGUUUCCAGAUGAGGCAGACCCUGGUGGCUGAUGGGAAACAAACUAGGCAGGACAGAGAGACCAGGCUGAAUGCCUUGAAAGAAGAGAAACAAGUGGUGGAAUCCAAGAAGCAAGAGGCUCAAGCUGCAAAGGAGGCUGCGGAAACACCUGAGAAGGAAGCAGUAGACAAGCACAAGAAGGCCUGGGAAGAGGUGAAGGCUGCCCGAGAACUGGAGAGGCAGAAGGAGGCAGGAACUGCAGCCUUCAGUGAGCUGGACCUGGAUGGAGAUGGCUUGGUUAAACUGGAGGAGUUGCAGACUCACCUGGAGUUUGAUGAUGAUGUGGAUGGAGAGGUCACAGAGGAGGAGGCCAAGAACCAUCUUGGUGAUGUGACGGAGGUAGAUUUGGAGAGUUUUCUGUCAGAGACUUGGCCCAAAAUCAAGGACCUUUACCAGGGUGAAAAGGACAAGGCAAAGGAACCUCCCGUAGAGGAACCUACAAAAGGAGACACAGAUCUGCCUCCAACUGAAGAACCACCCGCCCCUCCUGCUGAGGAGGAGGAGGACAGAGAGGAGGAGGAAGAAGAAGAAGAGCAUGAUGAUGAUGAUGAUGAUGAGCCUGAAAUCGACCUGGUCAAGGACGAAUCCAAACCAGACGAGGAUGCGAUGCCAGAUUAUGACGAGGAGACAAAACAGCUGAUCGCAGCUGCAGACCAGGCCAGGGCAGAGUACACAGAAGCAAACAAGAAAGUCAGUGAUGUUGAUGCACAGAUCAGGCAACUAGAGAAGCAGCUCGGCACAGACUUUGGUGCAGAGGCGGAGUACAGCUCCCUGGAUGGCCAGUGUUUUGAGCUGGAGACUAAGGAGUACAAGUACAAGCUGUGUCCGUUUGACAAGUGCUCACAGAGUCCCAAACAUGGCGGGUCGGAGACAACAUUAGGCCGCUGGGAGUCUUGGGCAGGCCCUGAGGACAACAAGUACAGCGCCAUGAAGUACACCAAGGGACAGAACUGUUGGAACGGUCCGGACAGGUCUACAGAGGUCCGCAUGACGUGUGGUAUAGAAAACAAGUUGUUAUCAGCGUCGGAGCCCAACAGGUGCGAGUAUGUGUUUGAGUUUGAGACUCCGGCCAUGUGCACUAAGGAGGUCCCCAACAACCCAGAGUUUAGUCAUGAAGAGUUAUAGCACGGGGACAAACACACCAGGGAUACUGGGUACAUCAUUCAUGCCACCCCCACACAGAAAUGGACUAGCCCUUUUAGCAAGCCCCCAUAGAUUCAGUCUCAAAUUUCUCAUUUCUUAUCCUUUAGAGUAUGUUUCUGUACAUUUUAUUGAAGUCACAAAAAAUGUGAGGUAGUUAACCUUGUAAAAGGAAGAGACAUCAGUAGCUUUAAGGAAAUAUAUUCCACUUAUGCAGGAGUAUUGGAUGAGUAGUAUGCUGUGUCCACUGAAAGCCCUUAAAGUCUGCUCUCCGAGCUUGUAAAAUUAUUGCUUUAUGACUCAAUGAAAAAUGCAGCAAACAUGAUAGAUUACCUUGAAUGGUGCACAAUGGCUAGGUAGAACAGCAGAAGAGUUAAUUAUGAUCUACUGUAUAUUGUUUCAGGAUGAAAGAAUGUCAACCUGAAUAUGUAUCUAAACCAAGCUCUGUGGAGCACUAUCAGCAUUCCUUCGUCAAAUAGUGUACAUGUGAUUCUAUGAUAGAUCAUUCUGAUUGAACUUUUAUUAUUGUGUUCAUACUUGAAAAUAGAAUAUCAUGAUUGUUUUUCACUAUUUAGUAGAAAAAUUCUACACCUUAGUUUCUUCACUAUGUGGAUGUCAACCUUAGGUUGAUAUAGAUGCAUUCUUCCUUUAGGAGAAAGAUGGUCCAGGAAUAUUGUUGGAUUUCAAAGGCCACCAAUUGCAGAUGAUGUUUAGCUUUGAGGGGAUUUUAGCUAGAUGGCAAAAUCAAGCAUGGAAAAAUCUAGUGUGAACUUGCUUAACUUGUCAUUCCAAUAUGAAUCAGUAGGAGAUAUUUAUGCAAUGUGAGGGAUACACUUUAUCCACGAUAUAGUUUAACCAAGGACAUUAUAUGCCCUUGGUUUGACAUUUGAAACCUUGAAUAAAUAGAGAAGAAAUUCUAUCUAAUGUUCAGAAAAUCAGUAGAAUUUGUCUGUGCUUCUCUGAUUGGCUGAAAUUGAAUUUCACAGCAAGAAGAUCAAAGAACAUUAUUUGUCAAUUUGUCCUCCGAUUGGAUAAGAUAAUAAAAAUUGAGAAGGGUACUCGCUAAAAGUAGGGCUGAGAUUUCAACAUCAUGUUGAAUAUGUAUGACUUCCCAUCUAAAAUACUUUUGAAACAUAUUGUUGUAUCACUUCUCAUGAUAAGAAAUAUUGUUUGGAACCUGUUUAUAUGCUGAAGAUUGCUUCCAACUGUAUUAUCCGGCAAAAUGUAUCCCAUAGAAUAUGCCUAUAUUAAAUCUCAUUUCAGUUUGAUAAAACAUCUGAAGUGAACUGGAAUCCUAAAGAAAUGUGCAAAUUCUACCGCACUUAGGGGGAAGGUCAAAAUGAAUCAACCUUUUUUUAAACAAACUCUUAUCAAAUUCUAAGAAACCUCACUCUUUAGAAAGCAAAGUUUGGGGAAGUCAGUUUCCCUAUGAAGCAGGCUAAAUGACACCAACUAUUGUGUGUGAUGGUUGAACUUACUGACAAAUGUUUAGGCAAAGUUGUGAUGUUUUUGGAUGGACAUGAUUAUACUCUGUUAUGGCAUUAUCUAUGUUAGGUUCAGAAAGAAACAUUUUGUUUCCACAAUAAGUACAGAAAAAUGGAGGCCUUAAUCAAUUCUCUGAUGUGAAAGUAAUACAGAAGAUAUUGUGUACAGUAUUUGUGCUAAGCACUCGCAUCAUACACAAUUCUCCAUGUGUGUACUGUAUAGCAAGUGGUUACCUUGGGGGGUUAAGGUUAAAAACUUUGUGUCAUUUGUAUGCUUUAUGGUUCAUAGAUUGGGUUGUGGAGAAAAAUGUUUCAGUUUUGUUUUUGAGAUUUCUUGGAGACAAAUUCCUUACCCCUCACACUGCUGACCUCUGUUGUAACCAAUGUAAUGUUGGAUACAAAAAUUGGCCCUUGGCAUGGUUGAGGUUAAAAUGUAGAUCUUUUCCCUACCAUGUCAAAAUGUCAGUACGGCUGGAAUGCCAAUUGUUCUGUAUAUAUUGACUAUUUGUACAUGUAGUUACUAUAGGUUCUAGAGAUUAUCUUAACACAAUAAUGACUUACAAAUCUCAUAAUCAGGAGUCAGGACAUCCCCUUUUCUGUCAAGGAAUCAAUUAAAACCAGUCUCUGUCAUAAGAAUAUCACAAGAAUACAAGCCUUGUAUCUGGAGAAUUUAAUUUUGUUAUAUGGAAAUUUUUAAUGUGUCACAUUGCAAUCAGUAUUGCUGACUGUAUGUAGGCUUGCUCUUUCAUAGCUUUGCUGUAGUGUUACACAUUUAACGUGAUAUAUAAAUAUACAGUAAGUUCUAUUAUGUAAUGAUGCUUGUAGACAUUCUUUUGGAUAGGUUAUUGGCAGGUUGAGUUGUGGGACCACUAUUUUUGCCUGAUGUCUAGCUGUGUACAACUGACAUUACUUUCCUAACUGGCUAAUUUGCUAAUGUCACUUGCUAAUUUGAUGACAAUGACAUUAGCGUACACAUUUUAAUACCAAGCUUGAUUUGAACACAUAUUUGUUAAAGGGACUUUUGAAUGACUUACUGUUACCAUGCCUGUCAUGACUUUGCAUUUGCUGCUGAUUACCACAAAGUACACAUUUGACAGUAACCAGUGUUGUUUAGAGAACUUGAAUGCUAUACAUGUACUGCUUAAUCAAUAAUCCAAGAGCACUGUUCUCAAGUUUGAGAUAUUUGGAAGUUGCACUUUUAUGUUGCAAUGGCAAAAAUUUCAUAGUAAGAAAUUAGACAGUCCCCUUAACGAGUCAUUACUCGAAAAGUCCCACAUCUAUUUUGUGAGGAAAGUCCUGUCACAAUUCACAUUACCUGUAAACAAUAUCAGUUCUUGAGUUUUCAACAAUUUUCUGUACCAGAAUUCAUACUUCUAUUUUAUCCAUAUCAGCAAACACCAACAUGUGAUAUGAACCAAUUUCUUCUUGUGUAAGAUUAGUAAAUAGGAGAGACAUUUUCGUUCUACCUCUUACGAAGGUAUGUCAUUCAUAAAGAUGGAUGUUCAUAGAAUUUUCAAUAUAGACUCUGACCCUCCCC